UAUACAUGAACCCUAAUUGAUCUAACUCACAGCCACAUUAUAAUCAAAAACUUUCUUCACCAGCAAAUCCCAACCGGAAACUAAGACUUACAGACCUUUCUUCCCGUCGAUCAACCUCGCCGUUUCCGCAAUCUUCAUCCUACCAACACCGUUCCGAUUUGACCUGUUUGAAAAGAUGAGAUUGUUAACACACAAUAUGCUAUCUUCAAACAUUAGGGGUGUGGUGAAUGGGUUUCCGUUGCGUAUAGAAGCCGAGAAAGUGCUGGAAAAGAACGUGGAAAUGAAUAGCGACUUUUUGAAAAAGAUGUUUGAGAAGAUUGAGUGGAAGGCUUUUGUGGAAGCAUCGCGGGGAAUGGGAUACACUGAACUACCCGAGGAGGCUGACUCUUCCAUGCUGGAUUCAGACGAGUUUCUGAGCCGUUUCCAUCAUGCCCUGUUGGAACUUCACCUUGAAGAAGGUGCCCUUGUUUGCCCGGAGACUGGACGACGUUUCCCUGUUAGAAAGGGUAUUCCAAAUAUGCUUCUUCAUGAAGAUGAGGUCUGAAAUUUUUGUAAUUAGCCCGCACAUUAUUCACCUGUUUUCUUGUAUACUGUUUGCUGGUAAUGGAAAGAAAUCAACAUCGGUUAGGAUUCGUUGUUUUAAUCAAGUUGAUUCGUUAACUGUUGUUAGUAUGGCUUCCCUGUUGGGACAUUGCUUGAUGAUUUCACUAUUUCCAACUGCAUGUUAUAUUGAACUGCAACUAGAGCAUUGUAGUGUUUUGGUCUUGAUUAGUUUCUGUUAUUACUUGUGUGGCAGUAAUGGUUAAUUGAUGGUAA
Messenger RNA from Vicia villosa (hairy vetch), 816 nucleotides. RefSeq names its product multifunctional methyltransferase subunit TRM112 homolog A-like. NCBI's taxonomy places the organism in Eukaryota, Viridiplantae, Streptophyta, Magnoliopsida, Fabales, Fabaceae. The transcript has 2 exons. Gene Ontology annotation, molecular function: protein heterodimerization activity. Gene Ontology annotation, biological process: peptidyl-glutamine methylation; tRNA methylation; rRNA (guanine-N7)-methylation. The record is from RefSeq and is a predicted model, not a curated record. The coding region runs from base 176 to 544 and encodes 122 amino acids.